AGAUGCAAAACAGAACUAGUUCAGUUCACGCGAGUCAGUCAUAGUGAACCGAAAAUUUUCGCAAAAUUCGUUGAUUUUCGCAAAAAAUGGAAAAAGUGUAAAAAUAAUUGUUUCAAAUACAAUUUUAUUUGUUAAACUGUGAUUAAAUAUAGAAAUGGUAGAUUGAAAGUGUAAAAGAAAGAAAUUAACAGGCGGAAAAAUGAGCGGAAACAAUGCAAAAACAAAUUCAAGCGCAGGAGGAGGAUAUGGCAGCCAGAUGGGGCAGCCCACAAGCAUGGCAGUGCACAUUCCCAGCAUUGAGGAGAAGAACAAGCAGAUGCAGCAGGAGACGAUGAUGGAGAAGCUGCGUGCCAAGUACAGGAACAAGCCGAAGACCUACGAGGAGAUCAAGAAAUCAGUGAGAAUGUACUUUAUUGAGAAGCACUAUCCGUUGGAUCCACUCUGCAAGGCGACGCUGCAGUCGGCACUGGACAAGCUGCAGCAUUAUAUCAAAGUCACCUCCCGACACGGCCUCGUGGAGCGUCUAGAGAGCCUGUCCCGACAGCUGGGACUUAAAUUCAUGGAGGAUCAGCAGCUGCUGUUCAUCUCGACGGACAUGUUCUAUGUAGAGAUACUGCUGGAUGCGAGUGGCAACCUCAACGACGUCAAGGUCCACCACGAGUGCAAGAGUGAGCAGCAGUCCAAUUCCAGCUCCAGCUCCACUGAGCUCCUCAACUGCCUCAAGGCAGGCGACUUUGCCGACUUCACAGUGCAGCUGGAGGGACUGUCCUCCAUCUACCAACUGAAUGCGGAGCCCAAGGUCAAGAAGAAGGCAUUUGUGGCACUCCAGGCCAUGGAAACAGAUAUCUACAAUCUCUACCAGCAGCAGCUGCAGUGCCAACAACAGUUGGGUGGCAUUAGCGAUAGCUACCACAUCAUGAACAGAUCCGCAGUGGGAUUGGUGCUGCCACGACGUGGUGGGCAUCCCAUGAAACUCACCUACUUCUGUCCUCCUCUGCACCUCGUGGAAACACAGGUGAAGGGGGAGAAGUCGUCCACUGCAGUGGGAACUGCCAGCAGGGAUUUCAGCAUUGAGCAGGUGAUGAAGAGUCCAAUUGGACUCAGUGCCACCCUCAAUCUAGAGGGAUCCUCUGCGAACAAACUGCAAAUCCUGCCAAUUGUGAGCUUCACCAGCGAGUCGGGACUCCCCUUGGAGCUGCCUUCCUAUGCACCGCUCACCCAGAACAACUCCAUGUUGAUGCCGGCCACCUAUGUGCUCCGUCUCAGCAAGCCAAUGCCAGUCUGCAUCGAAUCUCUGCGGGCUUUGGCUCUACCUGGUCUGGGAAGUCUGUCGAACGAGGGAGCGACGUCUGUGAUGAAUCUCAUUGUACAGACUGCUUCGAGACAGGCCAUAAGGAGCAUCCACGUCCAGAAGGGCCUGUAUGUCAACCUGCCAAAGGAGACGCACUGUUACUUCCUCACGGAUAACCGCAGGCUGCAGGGCACCAUGAUAUCGUCUUUGCAGUUCACGGAGCCGGCACAGGUGCCUAGGAUCAUCGCAUUCCUCAAGAAACAGGCUCUGUUCUACACACUCCUGGGCAGCUGCGUCAGGGAACAGCAGAAGCAGUAUAAUGACAUGGACAGCACUGUCAUCUUGGAGGUUACUGCCGUCUCGCUCACCCAGAUCACUGUGGAGCUCCAGCAUCCGUAUGAGGAGUCCCUGGCCACAGUGGACUUCCUGCUGGAGGAGGGAGAGGCCACCUGCACCAUCUACUGCCUCAACAAUGACUACGAAGCACUCUCCCAGAAGCUGACCAGGACAGUGCGUCAGGUGGUGUCCAUUCCCAUGGUUAUAUACAAGCUACUCAAGUGCUGGGAUGAGGAGCAUCUCCAGAAGCUGCACGGUGUACCUGCUUUUGGUGCAGGGACAGGCAGCGGAGCAGCAGGUGGCUUCAGUGGCACUGGAGGAAGUGGAGGAGGUGGAAUGCACGGUACAAGCAACUUUGGCCAGUUUGCCAUGGAUACGGGCACGGGCACAGGCUCUGGGGAAGGCAGUAGUGGACUUGGCGGUGGCUUCAGUAGCGUGAACAAUCUGAAGAUGGACUCAAAAGUGCGUUCCUUGGCGGAUGCCUUUGCUGCCUCCACUUCGGCGGCUGCGGCCAUUGCUGGAAUCAUGAAUCUGAAACGGGAGACGGAUCCACAAGCUCCCUCUGGAAGCAGUCCCAUUCCCAGCCCAUCUGCUACUGCGUCCAAGUCUAGCGAUCAUGAGAUUGCGGACAAGUACAAAAACAUUUGGAAGGAUAAGACACCCAACCUGAAGCACUGCGUCAGCAUCACGCCCAUCCCUGGCGAUGGCAAGACGCCUCUCCAGCAACAGCAGCAACAGGUGGAUGUGCAACGCACGGGCGGCAUUGAGAUCAUUCCAUUGAAUGCACAAACCAGCGUAGGAGCCACUUCAAGUGCUCCAAGUGGCUCUCCAGCCACUACCAUCACCAUAACCCCCAUCACUGGAAUCAGUGGAGGCCAAGCAGGCAAGGAGACAUCCAAGGAGCCCAAGAAGUCUGUGUCUGUGUCGAGUGCCAGUGGAAGUGCUCCAAAGCGACCUCAUGAGAGCAGCUCCUCCUCUUCCUCGUCUUCGACUUCGUCUUCCUCUUCUAAUUCGAGCAGCAGCAGCUCCAGUGACCCACAGAAGGAGAAGAAGCGCAAGAAGAAGAGAGAUGACUCUCCCAUGGGUCCACCUGAGAAGAUCUAUUCACGGCAGAACUCGCCCGCAUCUGGCGGCAUGGGGAUCGGCAUCGGGAUGACGGAUGCUUCAGCUGGCAGUGGAGUAGUGCGAAAGUUCUCCUCUCCCUCAGCGUCGUCUUCAUCCUCACCCAAGGCGGGAGUCGGAGCUGGAGUAGGAGCGGGAGUAGGAGUUGGAGCUGCUCUUGGCCUGAUGGCGAGCCAACCGUCGGCUCGUCCCAGUCCGAAGCACUCGCCUGUCUACAGCAGUCCCAAGCACAACAGCAACACCAACACCGCCUCCAACAGUCCCAAGUCGCCAUUCGGCACUCAUUCGCCCAAGCAUGGAUCCUCUGGCAAGCCGAGCAUGUCCACUCUCAAGAGCGCCACGGCGGCCACAAGCCUCAGUCCCAAGUCGGAGAAGUCCUCCUCUGGCAGUGGGGGAGUGAGCUCAGGUGCAGUUUCCCUGGCUGUACCGCUUCCUAUACCUACAGGCACACCUGGUUCAAGUGCAGGGGCUAAUCCCUCCAUGAUGAGACCCGUGCCGCCCUUGGCCAGCAGCAGCGGACAGUUGCCGGUUGCCAUCAAAAAGGACAAGUCCAUAGGUAGCUCCUCCUCAUCCUCCUGCUCGUCACUGGCAUCGGGAGGAGCAUCUGGAGUCGUUGCUGCUGCAGUCGCCGCCCUCAAGAGUUCCCAGCAGCAUCAGCAGCAACUGAAGUCGUCUGUGGCCAGUUUAUCGCAUCUGGCAGCGGGUGGCAGCCUGGGCAACUAUGCGCCGCCAGCGGUGGCCGCCUUGGAGCUCAAUGUCCUGCGCAAGGGCAUGGCGGGAGCGGGAUCGGGAUCUGGAGUGGGUGUGGGACCGGGAAUGGGCGUGGCAGCGGGAGCGGUAGGUGCGGUUAGUUUGAUGACGUCGACGGCAGUUUCGACGGCAACCAUUCCAACCACAGCAGCAACAUCAUCAACAACAACACCAUCAACAACAGCAACAACAGCAACAGCAGUAGCAACAGUGGAUUCAUCACUCACAGCAUCAACAACAGCAACAGUGGGAACGGGACUGCGAGUGGCAACACCAACAACAACAGCAACAACAACAACGGCAACACAGCAACAACAGCUGCAGCAGCAACAACAGCUGGCAACGGGAGCACAUAGUAGCGACAGUGGCAACAUCAGCACGGGAUUGGGAAUGGGAGCGGGAACGGGAACAGGCACUGGACUGUCCACGGAGUACAUGGUGAAGCCGAGCAGCCAGGAGGGCCUUAAGCUGACCAUCAAUAAGACAGGCAGCAGCAGCAGCAAGAGGGAGAGCAAGGGUGGAGCAUCUGGCUCAUCCUCCUCUGGCAGCAAGAAGCAGCACACGGGAUUGAAGCCUGGAGUGAACAGCGGACCAGCCUCAAAGAAGGCACACUCAUCAGGCGGAGGCGGAGGAGGAAGCAGCUCCAGUUCCAGUUCCAGCAAACACCUUUUCCAAAAGGCCAACUCAUCUGGCAACCUGAGCAGCAAACUAAGUGGUUCCUCCAGCUCAGGCGGUGGUUUGCCUCUGAAGAGCAACAGCACCAACUCCUUCCAGGAACAUGGCGCACCCAGGCGAAGACCGAGCAUGUGCAGCCUGGGAAGCAGCAGUGGCAGUGGCAGUGGCAGCGGAGGCCCAACUGGAAGUGGAGGGCAGCGCAAGACACCAUUAGCGGGACCUGGAACGGGAAUGGGAUCGGGAUCUGGAUCAGGAGUGGGGGGAGUGUCGCCAGCUGCGUCAAGUGGGUCAAUGUCACAGCCGCCACCACGUUUCGAUCACCACACGGACAUGAUGACCAUUCUGCAGUAUGCGUCGCCUAGCAUGGCUGCCAGCAUGGAGGGCUUCAUCAAGGGAUUGCACAACAAGUUCCAGAUACCCAAGUUGUCGCAACGCACUAGCAGCAGCAACACUGGAUCCGGACCAGGAGGAGGAGGGGGACGCACCACGCCCAGCACAGAUCAGACAACAGCGACAAUGUCUUCCUCCUCCUCCUCCUCGCAGGAGCAGCAAUCCAAUCUGGAAUUAAAUGCCUUAUCAGCUGGAAUCAGUGCUGGAUCCAGUGGACAACAGAAGCCAAUGACAACUGCUCCUCCAGCAGCGAAUGAUUUGCCUUUCAACUUGGGCAGCACUGGAGGAUCAGGAUCAGUUCCAGGUCCAGGCGAUGGUAUUGACGAGGAGCUGCUCGCCAGGUUGGCAGGCGAAUAACAUCGGCGAUCAUCACUUGGUUUGUUUGUUAGGUAAAUAAAUAUGUAUCCUGUAUUCAAUAGACUCUACAAGUGAUCUUGGACUGUGAACGAAUCUAAACUUAGAACUAAUAAGAGAAAAGACAAUGUUGGGCAAAUGUGAUUAAUAAAUCUUUGAAAUCUUUGA
This is a messenger RNA of Drosophila innubila, 5086 nucleotides long. Its product is annotated as mediator of RNA polymerase II transcription subunit 1-like. Lineage: Eukaryota; Metazoa; Arthropoda; Insecta; Diptera; Drosophilidae. The record is from RefSeq and is a predicted model, not a curated record. Gene Ontology annotation, cellular component: mediator complex. Gene Ontology annotation, biological process: regulation of transcription by RNA polymerase II. Gene Ontology annotation, molecular function: transcription coregulator activity.